AUGGAGCACAGGGCUGCUUCAGUCCUUCAUCAGUGUCAUAUCGGAGGGGGAUGGAGCACAGGGCUGCUUCAGUCCUUCAUCAGUGUCAUAUCUGAGGGGGAUGGAGCACAGGGCUGCUUCAGUCCUUCAUCAGUGUCAUAUCGGAGGGGGAUGGAGCACAGGGCUGCUUCAGUCCUUCAUCAGAGUCAUAUCAGAGGGGGAUGGAGCACAGGGCUGCUUCAGUCCUUCAUCAGUGUCAUAUCGGAGGGGGAUGGAGCACAGGGCUGCUUCAGUCCUUCAUCAGUGUCAUAUCGGAGGGGGAUGGAGCACAGGGAAAUGACACAGGUACACAGAGGAUCUAAAUAGUGUCCAAUCCCAUGAUUGAUUGCUGCGACGCAUGAGACGUUCUUUGUGAUGAAAAGAUCGGUCAAUAAAACAACCCCCAGAUGACGGUUAAGGAAAUUGCACAACCACAACCCCACAGGUCAUGGAUUUCCCUGACAGCAAAUAAGGAUUCCUUCACUGUCCAAUGGAUCUCGUACUAGGGUCAUUCUAUGUCAAAUGAACACAAGAAUGAGUAUUUUGACUGGCUUGUUGAUUUGACAGAAUGAUACAUUAAAGAGGUUAUACAGAACCUUUUUGCCUCCGCAAAUAGUGUAUCUUUAACUGAUGUAUUAAAGCUGUGUUCACUUUGAUUCCGCUACAGUCUACUGGGAUACUGUAGACGCAGCAUGUGACUCAGUGUGCCACCUCAACAUGUAGAGGAUUUCCACAGGAGCAGCCAGGGCCGUGUUCAGUGAGGUACAGUUCAUAGAAACACAAUAUAUAUACCUUCACAUACAUAUUACAAUACAAACACACAUGCACACAUUCAUAUCCAAUGACAUGAGCAGUAUAUGCCAUAGAAUCUGAUUUCUAAUAGUUUCAUUUUAUAUAAUUAAUCUAAUUCUAUGACAGUCACUCAAUUUCAUUGAAAUUUGAAUUUUGGUUGACAGAAAUGCAAUUACAUUUACACACACGUUUGUUAUACUAUCCUAGUGGGGACCAAACAAUUGAUUCCCAUUGAAUAUCCUAUUUUCCCUAACCCUUAACCUUAUCCCCAACCCCUAAUUCUAACCCUAACCCUAAAAUAGCCCUUUUCCUUGUGGGGACCGGUAAAAUGUCUCUGAGGACUAUUGGUCCUCACAAGGAUACUAAAACCAAACACACACACACACACACACACUGGUAACAUUUUACUUGAAGGGGGUAUAGACAAGCAUUCAUAACACACCAUCAUUCACACAUUUAUUCAACACCAAUGGAAAGAGGUUUAUAAAAUAAAAGUCCCCAUAAAACAUGUCUUUGUUUAGCCAUUGUACAACUGCGACGUUUUGCUGUCACAGUACCCCAUCCCCUGAAACACCACACACACACACACCAGACAAUAUGUUAUUUCAUUAUUGAAAGUGAUGUUAUGCUUUGCUAUUAUUUCAGGCCUAUUCGUUCUUACAGGCCUAAUCUCUUUAUUAGCAUGAGUUCUUUUCACCUGCUUAUUAGAGGAUAAGUAUCCAGUUUGUUUUGAAAUGGCAUGUCGUGCGCACAGCGGGGGGCGGAUAUCUUGGCUAUGUGUUUAAAAUUCUAAUCGACAGAUUGAGAAACGGGACGAUUCAGACCGUAGCUGGAUGGGCGGCCUCUCUACACCUCCCACAGAGCUCCGACGGAAAGGUGCAGGAUGCAUCUCGACGAGGCGAUGCCAGUGACAGCACAACCACAUCCGGAAAUAAAUUGGAAGGAAUCAUGACGCUCAGCCAAUCUUGCCUGUGCAAUCUCAAAUAUGAUUAAUCUACCUCUCUUUCCCUCUCGCUUCUGUUCUUUUUUUGCUCCUGACAGACACUGUGAUCAAAAAGGCAGGAUGAACAGGAUGGGCUUCAAAAGAUCAGGGGACGCUCUCUCCAUGUUAAUGCUGUCAUUUGUAGCAGUAGGACAGGCAAAUACACACGUUCCAUUUGGAGCUUGCUCGGUGCCCUAUUGAGAAAGAGAGGAGGCGGGUGUGGGUCACCCACCGGCAGAUACGGUGUGUCAAGUUUUCCUAUCACCUUAACAAUAUCCCAAUCUGAUUGAAAUGUUAAACGCAUGCUCUUCUGUAAAUUGCCCGUGCUUAACAUGCAAUCUCUGUUCUAGGUGUCUGCACAGUGGGAAGCUGUUCAUUUUACAUUGAUGUCUUCUUCUCUGGUAUAAUGUUUACAUGGAUGUCUUCUUCUCUGGUAUAAUGUUUACAUGGAUGUCUUCUUCUCUGGUAUAAUGUUUACAUGGAUGUCUUCUUCUCUGGUAUAUAAUGUUUACAUGGAUGUCUUCUUCUCUGGUAUAAUGUUUACAUGGAUGUCUUCUUCUCUGGUAUAAUGUUUACAUGGAUGUCUUCUUCUCUGGUAUAAUGUUUACAUUGAUGUCUUCUUCUCUGGUAUAAUGUUUACAUGGAUGUCUUCUUCUUCUCUGGUAUAAUGUUUACAUGGGAUGUCUUCUUCUUCUCUGGUAUAAUGUUUACAUGGAUGUCUUCUUCUUCUCUGGUAUAAUGUUUACACGGAUGUCUUCUUCUCUGGUAUAAUGUUUACAUGGAUGUCUUCUUCUUCUCUGGUAUAAUGUUUACAUGGAUGUUUUCUUCUCUGGUAUAAUGUUUACACGGAUGUCUUCUUCUCUGGUAUAAUGUUUACAUGGAUGUCUUCUUCUCUGGUAUAAUGUUUACAUGGAUGUCUUCUUCUUCUCUGGUAUAAUGUUUACAUGGAUGUCAAGCGGGAAAAGACUGUUGCAGGAAAGAGCAAUGCAAAUCAGAAGAGGUGGAGUAUACAUUUUAGAGCGCUUUAGAGAUCAUUCCACACAUAAGGUGCAAAAAAACAAAAACAUGAUAACAUCUUUUAAACAUGAACAUUUCCACAGCAUAGAAUGCAUUUUAAAUUCUCUUAACUUUUUAAACAUCCAUUUUAGAUGAUUUAUUCAAUAUAGAAAUUCCGAACAUAAUGGUUAUACUAAGCAAAAUAAUUUCUAAACCAAAAAGAUAACACCCCUCUCCAGGUACAGAGUAGUGGCUGUGCAGUGAAAAGGCGCUCAAUCCCUCUCAGGAAUCCACCCCAAACCCUUCAGCUCGCUGGCUACUCACUACUCGGUCCUGUGGAGAGACCUCUCGCGGCAUGAUUUAUUAAUUAUUUCACUGUUAGCACUGUAGACGUUCUAAUAAAAGCGAUCAGCAUUAAAUCAAGUUGCCUCCUCGUUAUUUCUCCCACCCCCCAGAAAGACCAUCAUGUAAAGCGUGGCGAUCCUUCUAUGUAAUCAUACUGUCCUGCCACACUGAUUCCAGACCUGCUCUCUUAUUUGUACAUAGAGGCUAUGGGGAGGGCCAGUGGGGUAAGUAACUGAUCUUGACACAGGUCUAGGUAGUUGUGGUCAGCUAGUGAAUAGGUCCCUACCUAAUCACGUCACGUAGCCUACUCUAGUCGUCUCCCUACUGAAUUUGAUUCGUGGGAAAGCCAACGAAAAAGUGGAUAAGAAAAGGCAAUCGAGUUUGACAUUUUUCAAGUCCAAAAAUCCAGAGAAAGAUGGUGAAUCGAACCCAGAACGAGCCAGAGAACUGUCAGUGCCGGAGGAGAGGGUUAGGGGCUAAUCCGGCCAGUUCAGCAUCACCACCGGCACCUCAACUAGCUAGUAGGCCUACUAGCGAGUCAGACUCAGCCGGAGAGGGAGUCAAGGGGGGGGGACUGUUUUGUUCUGGAACAUAUUUGGCCGGAUCAGGUCCCUCACGUGGCAUGAAAUUUUUUUUUCACUUUUUGCAAUGUAAAAAUUCUAAUAAAAGCGAUCAAAGUUCAUUCGAGUUGCGCUUCGUUAAUUAUCCUGCCCCCACAAAAAAAACGUAAUGUGAAAAAGUAGAUUUUCAGCCCGGGCAUGAUAUUCUAAGAGUUGAUUCGGACCGGGUUUAUGGUUUGCGCAACAUUGUAACCUAUGUUUGAGACCAACGCGUGGCCGUGGCCGUGUGAGAAGCGCGCCAGUAUCUCUCACAUAACUAGAAUGAGAAUCACUUUCUAUGAUCUCUCUCUCCCUCUCUGCUCUGAUAGACAUGAGCCUGCAACUCUCAUCUCUCCAGUGUUGCACUUCAUCAUUUAUUUCCUAAUAGAAUCAUAGCUGCACCAAGGGUUCUGGAGGAACUGCAGAACGCCUGAUACAUUGAAAUACAUUUGCCAAAGUUACAAAAUUACUGCUGUCUGAAAUAAAUGAAAUCAUUCAGAAUAGCCUGCUACACCAUGAGAAGGCCUAUAAUUUAGCCACAGAGGAUCAAUAGCUGUGGAUUGUAGCUCAAUAACAAGGAAUAGUCUACAGUCGGGAACGUGCAGCAAAUCUGUCAGUGAAAAAACAGUACACAGACAAAACAGGCCUUUUGCAAUAUUUCAAAUACAAUCGAGGGAAAAAACAGGUUGGAAAGCAAUGCCUCCUGCUGAAAAGAGAAGACUCUAUGCUGUAGCUACCAAAAAUAUUUGAUAAACAGUUCAUUCAGCCUCAUUUACUGCCUUUAAAAAAAACAUAAGCUGAUAUGGCUGACUUGCUUAAACAGAUGUGGUUUCUAAUGACAAUUGAGAUGUACAAACUAUGGCAUGAGGCAGGGUUGCCCAACCCUGUUCCUGGAGAGCUCCAACCCCAGGUGUUACUGACCUGAUUAAUCUUAUCAACCUGCUAAUUAUUAGAAUUAGGUGCGCUAGAUUAGGGUUGGAGUGAAAACCUACAGGAUGGUAACUCUCCAUGAACAGGGUUGGGCAGUCCUGGCAUAAGGGGACGACAAGCGGAUAAGAGGCAAUCCGUAAUUUCGAUUAAGACAUUAAUGAGCGAGCUAGGAUGGACCUAGUCAAUAUAACUAUUUGUUUAGCACUUUUGAAAUGUACAGCGACAGAAUUCAGAACAUGGGCCGUUCUUACAGCGUUCUCCCUGUACACCAAGUCAGAACCCUAGGAUAAAUAACAGGGGCAUAUAAGCAGACAAUGAAAGCUCUUACAAUAUUUGAUGACAUUUCUCUAAAACAGGUUAUAGGCUACAUGUGCACCACCAAGUCAGAACAGUAGGUGAAAUUUACGAGGGGAAAAUAGACCAAAUUAUUAGGGUAAAGCAUAUGGGCUACUAACAGCUUACUGCACAACAUACACUUAGUAUUACUUUCUUAGCUACAGUAUACAUAUCGCCCUGGCAUAUUACAUCAUUUAUGAAGCAACAUACAAGACAUUUUUGGACUCACCUUGCUGUGUUGUGCUCACUUGAACAGGAAGGUGGCGCCGCGGUCCUUCAUGGGCAAAUUUUGUCAUCAAAGUCUGGCAUUCUCUGGAUUUAUGGUGCUUUCAAGACAACUGGGAACUCGGAAAAAAACAAGGUCGAAUCAUGAUGACGUCAGUGAUCUUCAGGUCGUAGCUCUGGAAAGAGGCCCGAGUUCCGGAUUUUAUGAUUUUUCGAGUUGGACGACCGUUCAAAACGUAUUUUCCCAGUCGGAGCUCGUUUUUUCCCGACUUCCCAGUUGUCUUGAACUCACUGAAGUCAAGUUUUCGCAGUUCCGAGUUAACAGUUGUUUUGAGCGCGGCACAAAUCAUGCUUCGUUGACAGCAUGGCCAAUGUUGAAUGUUUAUCAUUUUACAUCUGGAAAAGAGACCCUUAAUCCCAGAUUUGGGACCACACAGCCACACCACUGAAUAACAGGCUAGUGAUUGCUUUGCAAUGCUUGCAGUUAGCCACUGUCACUGAUUCCUUCCAAACCACUCAUUGUUGAAUUUGCGAUUUCCAACUUAUUGUGUAAUGUUUAUGUCCAACGGCCAAUGAGCACCGAUACGUUUUAUCUAUAAUUUAUCUUCAUUAUUUCUGACAAGGAUUAAAAAGGAUUUGCCAGUAGAUUGUUGACUUGAUUCAUGACUGCUAGCUAAGAUUUGAUGAAAGUAUGAUGUUGACAUGAUCAGUCCAAUCAAAGCUACUGUAGAUAUAACUUGAUUUGACGUCAUUUUAUCUGUGGCCAAUGACCUUGAGCCUUCUUGGAUGGGCACUACUAAUGUAACUCUAUGGCAGCACCCAAGGGGCUUGAAUUUCCGAGCUCUACCCUUAGACUUAGCGGUGAUGUACUGUCCGCACAAGUGACAGAACACUCAGCUAAUCAUGGCGCAACUAGAGAACAUUACCAACACCUACGCUCCUUAUUUUCCGCUGGCUGCCCCACCACCACAGAAAGCACUGAGCUAGGCUGAAACACCUGCAUUUUGGAGCUGCCUUACUCAAGAAAGCAAAAUAGAGACCAUGUUUGUAUGUGUAUUUAUUAACUCAAUGAUUAUUAUAAUUUUUUUUACAUUGUUUGCAAACUGAUAUGUGACACGUAUUAAUGCCAAAAUAACAUGCAAAACAGGCCAGCCCCUCCCCCCAAUAAUUGUUGGAUUUUUAUUUGUAGCAAAAAAUGUGGGGCUCAAAACAAGUGGGACUCUGCCCCACCUACCCUGAAUGACGGCUCUGCCCCACCUGCCCUGAAUGAUGGCUCUGCCCCACCUGCCCUGAAUGACGGCUCUGCCCCACCUACCCUGAAUGACGGCUCUGCCCCACCUACCCUGAAUGAUGGCGCUGCCCCACCUGCCCUGAAUGACGGCUCUGCCCCACCUGCCCUGAAUGACGGCUCUGCCCCACCUGCCCUGAAUGACGGCUCUGCCCCACCUGCCCUGAAUGACGGCUCUGCCCCACCUGCCCUGAAUGACGGCUCUGCCCCACCUGCCCUGAAUGACGGCUCUGCCCCACCUGCCCUGAAUGACGGCUCCCCCACCUGCCCUGAAUGA
This is a messenger RNA of Coregonus sp. 'balchen', 6788 nucleotides long. The record is from the annotation of a GenBank genome assembly. NCBI's taxonomy places the organism in Eukaryota, Metazoa, Chordata, Actinopteri, Salmoniformes, Salmonidae.